Dermacentor albipictus is the source of this 1139-nucleotide messenger RNA. NCBI's taxonomy places the organism in Eukaryota, Metazoa, Arthropoda, Arachnida, Ixodida, Ixodidae. The record is from RefSeq and is a predicted model, not a curated record.
AUUUUACAAUAAUAUAGCCUGAAAAUUGAUCUUAACGAUUAGUAUUCAUUUAUAAUAUCAUUCUUAAAUUACAAAAUAUUCUAUGUAAGUAUUCUUCCCUUUUACCUACUGCCGCCUGCAACUCUGGGUACAGGUCGUCCACCGAAAAAGUGUCAUUGUUCCGAGCACCGGCGUGCAAAGACAUGUUUAAAAACUGUAUUUGCUUCUUGGGGAAAUGUGAAAUUCAGGGUACUGGCAAAAAUUCUGGAAGCGACAAUCCUGUGUGAACAGGCGGGUCUCCAUGUAGACUAUAUCUGCUCUGAUGGCACCGCCUGGAACUGCUUAAUGUGGAGUGCUAUUGGUCUACGUGACAAUUUCAAGGAUGUGCAGUGCAAGGUCAUCCAUCCUCCUGACACUAGCAGAUCAGGCAGUGCAAAGGAGGCCACUCUUGACCAUAUGCUGGAGUUUUUGGAUUCAUGGGAGGAUCAUUCAAAAGGACUUGGGUUCCUCAGCAAGCACAUUUCAGCGAGAAGUCUGAAAGGCGGUAACAUGUCUGAUGGUGUACUGGAAUCCCUACUGUCCAUAGAGCAGCUGCUUCCCGAGAGCGGUGAGCAGACCGAGGCUGCAGACAACACAAAUGUCCUUUCAGCUGCAGUGGAAAUAUCUGUGGCGCACAUUUCCUACAACACUGAAAAAAGUGAUUCCCACCUAGUCGAUUACACAGCCGUGGGCUAUGUGGCAAGGAAGCGGAUUCUGUGAAUCAGUUGUGAACGAUGCAAGGCAGCUUUUCUCAUCACCAAAGGCAAUGUGGCCCCAAAUCUGCCGGCGGAUGCCUCUUUGCAGUGGGACUUUGGUGGACUCCUCUAUGCAUCAUACUCUGUACGACUUGAUUCAGACGCUUGAGAACAAGCUACCUAUUUCGCACAGCUUGCCUCCACACAGUAUCUGUUACAGACAUGCGGCAAAAGAUUGGGCAGGCAUCACAGGUCAGCUACGGUGAGCAUGCUGUUACACUGUUGCAUCUGUUGCUCACUUUUAUUGCCUACUGUGGGUUCAUUUCUUUUUGAAUGGAGUCAACCAAAAGGACAAAAAGAAAGCCAAGCGGGUUAACCCUGUGUUCUGUGGAUUGCAUCUUGCUGCGAAGUUCAAGUAAACUUGUG